Molecule: messenger RNA, 1014 nt
Organism: Morus notabilis
Lineage: Eukaryota; Viridiplantae; Streptophyta; Magnoliopsida; Rosales; Moraceae
Exons: 2
Coding region: 260-805 (181 amino acids)
Molecular function (GO): zinc ion binding
Source: RefSeq, a predicted model, not a curated record
GAGAGAGAGAGAGAGAGAGAGAGAUUUGACAAAAGAGUGAAAACAACAAACACCACCAACUCCUUACCCCACAUCACCACCAGCAAGACCUCCUUAACCUCUCUUCUUUCUUUCUAUUUUUUCCCUUUUACCUAUGAAUAAUUAUUCAAAGUCUCAAGCUUGAAUAAUCCCUUGAAAUCCACCAAGCUCAAACCUUGAUGGUCUCUUAGCUGCCUUCUUCCAUAUCAUUAUUUGUCGUUUUGUGUUCCUAAUUCUAGAAAUGUCAGCUGUACUUGGGACCCACCAUAUUGGUAAUGACAGAGGAGGAGCUGAAGAAGAAGAAGAAGAAGAUUCGGAUGAGCAGUAUUCAUGGCCUCAAAGGGAGUCGUCUGAAUCGGAGGAGUGUUUGUCUUUGUCGGAUGUGGAUUUGGAGUGUGGGGAAUUGGAAAUGAAGGUGCAUUCAGAUUUUAAGGAAAUUGAGAGAGAUUGCAGGAUUUGCCACUUGGGUUUGGAGUGUGGUGUUCCCAUUGAGCUGGGUUGUUCUUGCAAGGGUGAUUUGGGCUCUUCCCACAAGCACUGUGCCGAGACUUGGUUCAAGAUCAAGGGUGACACAACCUGCGAGAUCUGCGGUGUCGUUGCACUCAACAUUGUGGGCGAGCGGACCAACGUGGCAAAUGCUGCUACCGUCACAGCUCCAUCAGCACUGGCAGCUCCCGUGAUCCUUGUGGAGACAAUCUGGCAUGGCCGCCGCAUAAUGAACUUCCUGCUCGCCUGCAUGAUCCUCGCCUUCAUUACUUCUUGGCUCUUUCACUUCAAGAUACUUUAAUGGAUCUCUAAUCAGUACCAACGAAAAGGACAAUUCCGGGGCUUGUAGUGGCACCUUUGUGUGUACUCGUACUUUCUCGUACAAUCUUGCUCGAGUUUAUUUCAAGUUGCGGUCAUCUACAGUGUAUAAACUUUCUAAUUCAACUGCGCCAAUGUCAAUAUGUUACGAGUUGAGAAUUGAAAUAUUUGGCACAAAGUUAUAGACUCGAA